AUGCGGAGACCUAGCACUAUUGAGGUCGAGAUCCGGUGGGCAUAUUUGGCUCAUUCUAUUUGGUUGGAUAGGAAUGCUGGCAUCUUUGAGGGCAGGCGGUUACUCCCGUGGAUGGUGGUGGAUAGAGCCAUGCGUCUUGCUAGGGAGGUUACUACUACUACCAUUAGGUUCUCUUCUGAGAUGGCCAGGGAUACCUGGGGUACUCUUUCCGCUGUCACAGCACCCAGGUUCGUCCUAGUUUCUUGGGUAUCCCCACCCCUUGGUCAUCUAAAAGUGAACUUCGAUGGUAGUAUGUCGGUGGACGGGGUAUCAGGAGGAGUUGGCUUCAUCAUCAGAGACCAUCUGGGUAGUUUGAUAGCAGCUGGUGGCCGCCGCUCGCCUGGACUUACUGCAGUUGGUGCAGAGCUGCAUGCAGCCUAG
This is a messenger RNA of Phoenix dactylifera (date palm), 420 nucleotides long. The record is from RefSeq and is a predicted model, not a curated record. NCBI's taxonomy places the organism in Eukaryota, Viridiplantae, Streptophyta, Magnoliopsida, Arecales, Arecaceae.